GGAUACAGGACAGGAUUCUGAAUCUGGCGGCAGCCCACACAGGGGCGGGAUUAGCAAUACUACGCAGUUCCGGCUCCGGUUGCCUAUGGAAUCCACGUGAAGGAAGAGAAAACGCGUGAGUUUAGCCCGGUUAGAAUCAGACAUGGGGGAGUUUAAGGUCCACUGUGUCCGGUUCUUUGACUAUGUCCCAUCUGGAGUGCGUUGUAUGGCCUUUGCAGAAGAUACCAACAAGUUGGCCCUUGCUCGAAAUGAUGGUUCUGUGGAAGUUUUCAGUUUUUCCUCUUUUUACUACCAGGAAAAGGUGAUUCCUGGUGAUGAGAGUAGAUCCAUAGAGUCAAUAUGCUGGGCAGCUGGUAAUAGACUUUUCACUGCUGGUCUGAAUGGAGAGAUUAUAGAGUAUGACCUUGAGAAACUUUGUGUUAAAUACACACUGGAUGCAUAUGGUGGUCCCAUAUGGAAUAUUGCAGCUAAUGCCUGCAGUACACAUCUUGCGGUGAGCUGUGAGGAUGGCUCUGUUAAGUUGUUCAGCAUUACAACUGACCAUAUUAAGUUUGAAAGGAACUUGGACCGACAGAAAGGUCGUUUACUCUGUGUUGCUUGGCACCCCCUUGGUACUCACAUUGUCACUGGCUCUGUCAACAAGAUUCAAGUUUUUAAAGCCUCCUCUGGUCACCUAGAGCAUGUCCUGAAGCUUGAUAGCCGGCCAUUAGCUGGACAGAGACGUGAAUGUGUGGUGUGGAGUGUGGCAGUAUUAUCCAAUGGAGAUAUUAUCAGUGUGGAUUCUUCAGGGAAACUCCAGUUCUGGGAUUUAGAGAAAGGGACACUGAUUCAUACACAUUCAGUGGCUAACUGUGACAUCCUGUCACUUGCAGUGUCAAAGGCAGAAGACAGCUUGGUGGUGGGCACUGCUGAAGGUGUUGUCUUCCAGUUUCAACAUAUAGCUUCGAAGGCAGGUGAAUGUGAGAGACAGUGGGUGCGCACCAAGCCGUUCCGCUAUCAUACACAUGAUGUAAGAGCAGUGGCACACAGCAGUACCGCCAUCAUAUCCGGAGGUGUAGAAGGUCAUCUUGUUAUACGUUCCCUUAUGGAGAAGAUAGAAGUAAAAUCUUAUGAAGCUGCAUUGAGAAAAAUCACAUUCCCUCAUUAUCAUUUGGUAUCCUCUGCACAAAAAGCUGGACAAUUGCUUUUCCAAUUCCCAGAACACCUGGAACUCUGGCAGCUGGGAAACACAGACAUUUCAGGAACAGAUGGGGAUGUCCUCCCUGUGAAGAAGAAACAAGAACUUAUUUUAAAGCUUAAAAGAAAGGGUUCAGAGAGUAUUCGUUGCAGCUCUGUUUCUCACUGUGGGUCCUGGAUUUGCUACGCCACCUCCUCACAGCUUUACUUGUAUCGGCUGCAAUAUGAAAAGGAAAGCGUGAGUCUAAGCCGGGUACACAAACUCCCUCAACUCCCAUCUGCAGCCUUAAAACUGUUGUUCAGCCCGAACUCCAAGAGACUUUAUGUUGGAUCAGAAGGAGGAUGUGUGCAUGUUAUGGAGAUCUCAGAUGGCACUUGCAAACUUGGUCCAACCCUCCAGCCUCCUUCAGAAUCCACAAACCGUUCUUUGAGUUCUGUACAUCUCAUGGCUGCGAGUAUGAAUGGAAGCUACUUGGCAGUGGCUGCCCCCAGCUCUCAGAUAGAUGUCUACAACACACAGUUAAUGAAGUAUGAGUGUUCUGUUCCUCGGUACAGCUGUCCUCCUAGUGCACUUAGUAUCCACCCAACAACGGAGAACCUUGUGAUUGCUUAUGCAGACCGUCUGAUGGAGUUCAAUAUAGCACAACGCCAGUACACAGAGUGGGGCAGAAGAGUCCUCAAGAAUGGUCUUCAUCGUGAUUGGCUUGAGCGAGACACACCCAUUCUUGACAUUUGUUUUAAUCCAUCAAGGCCUGAGGAUAUACUGAUGCAUGACAACUACAUGUUCUGUGUCUUGGACAAAUCACUGCCACUUCCAGAUGACAAAACACCACUUCUCAACCAGAUUACAAUAAAACAUCUUUCUGAGAGCGAACAAAAGAGCCGAGCACAUGCUUUUAAGAUUACAAAGCGGUUUCAGCCACUCAUGUUUAUGGACUUGCUCAGUAAUGGAGAUCUGGUUCUGGUAGAGAGGCCUUUCAGUGACAUUGUAGCUAACCUGCCACCUCCAAUGAAACAGAAGAAGUUUGGAACUUAAACAUUUACACAGUUUUCCAAAUCCCUUUCACCUCAGUGUGACUAUACAAAUGCUUGCUCAGCCAAGCUUGCUUGCCUUCAUGUUGGAGUUGUAUUCUUACAUCUACCCCCCCCAAUUCCACCUGAGGAAGAAAAUGUUUUUGUGCUUUCGACAGGACAAAAAAAGCAAGAAUGGGUUGAAGACAUUUAUAAGAACAAGAAUGUAAUGGAGACGUUUAAAAUAGGACUUUUGAGUGCAUCCACAGCCUUAACAUUUCCCUAAAAAGUUUUAUAGGACCUUGUGGAAAAACUGCUUUUUUGUGUUGUGUUCUUUUUCCUACAGUGUCAGUAAAUAUCUCAUAUUUAUAUUUUUUUAUCUCCAGCCAUCAGUAAAUAUUUUAAUGUUUCCUGUUCUUUAAAAAUAUGAUGCUUGUAAAAGUAUAGAAUGAUAAUAUACACAUUAUAAUAGAGAUGGUGGCCUGAAAUUUGAAUCAAAGAGGUGUUGGAAUGCCAACAUUUCCUACCCUACCUAAUUUCUGCUUUUAUUAAGAUUGACAUUGAUGUUAAUUGAAUUAUUGAAAUAUGAGGACAAAAGGCAAAAUAUACCAUUUUGGCAUUUAGACAAAAA
Molecule: messenger RNA, 2818 nt
Organism: Xenopus laevis (African clawed frog)
Lineage: Eukaryota; Metazoa; Chordata; Amphibia; Anura; Pipidae
Gene: utp4.S
Product: UTP4 small subunit processome component S homeolog
Exons: 17
Coding region: 143-2212 (689 amino acids)
Biological process (GO): maturation of SSU-rRNA from tricistronic rRNA transcript (SSU-rRNA, 5.8S rRNA, LSU-rRNA)
Cellular component (GO): 90S preribosome; small-subunit processome; t-UTP complex
Molecular function (GO): RNA binding
Source: RefSeq, a predicted model, not a curated record